Messenger RNA from Castor canadensis (American beaver), 778 nucleotides. NCBI's taxonomy places the organism in Eukaryota, Metazoa, Chordata, Mammalia, Rodentia, Castoridae. The record is from RefSeq and is a predicted model, not a curated record.
GGGGGUGAAGCAGGAAGAUUAAGAGUUUGAGGCUAGUCUGGGAUAUAUAGCAAGACCAUGUCUCAAAUAGAGAAAAAAAAAGAAUGAUGAAAAUAUGAUAUUUUUUUUCUAGCUAAAUGGUAGUUUUUUAAAUUUUCUUUUUAUGCUUCAAAUUUUAGAAAUAUGGAAAACUGACAACUUGUACUGGUUGCCGAACACAGUGCAGGUUUUUUGAUAUGACUCAGUGUAUAGGUCCUAAUGGAUAUAUGGAGCCAUAUUGUUCAACUGCUUGCAUGAACAGUCACAAGACAAAAUAUGCAAAAUCGCAAAGUUUGGGAAUUAUUUGCCAUUUUUGUAAGCGAAACUCUUUACCUCAGUACCAAGCCACAAUGCCUGAUGGAAAACUGUAUAACUUUUGCAAUUCCAAUUGUGUGGCUAAAUUUCAGGCUUUAAGCAUGCAGUCAUCUCCAAAUGGCCAGUUCGUAGCACCAAGUGAUAUUCAGUUGAAAUGCAACUAUUGCAAAAAUUCCUUUUGUUCAAAACCAGAAAUCCUGGAAUGGGAGAACAAAGUGCAUCAGUUCUGCAGCAAAACUUGUUCAGAUGACUAUAAGAAGUUGCAUUGCAUAGUUACAUAUUGUGAAUACUGUCAAGAGGAGAAGACUCUUCAUGAAACAGUAAAUUUCUCUGGCGUUAAGAGACCUUUCUGUAGUGAAGGCAAGUGUACAUGCAGUGUUGUUCAUAACUUUUAUUGAUAAUUAAUGUUUUUAUGCUAAAAUUCUUAAAAAUAAAUAAGUACAUA